AUGACUAUUUAUAAUUUUUAUUUAUUUAACAAAUAUGGAAAAUGUAUCUAUUAUAAAGAUUUCCAACGUGUUCGUAAAAAUGAUAUGGAUCAAGAAGAAGAAUUUAAAUUAAUAUAUGAUUCUAUUCAACAAUUAAAAUCAUAUACUACAAAUUCUUAUAAAAUGUUUUAUAUGGAAACGUUAACUGAAUAUAGAUUAAUUAUAAAUACAGAUCCUGAUGCCUCAAAUAUACACGACUUAUUACAAUCGAUUUAUAAAAGUUUUGCUGAAAUUAUUGUAUCAAAUGGUUUAAUAGAUCCAAAUGAUAAGGUUAAUUGUGAAGAUUUUGAAAACACUAUCAAUCAUCUUAUUACUUCUCAUCCAUCUUACCAAAAAGUAUCAUUAAUUAAAAAUAAAUAA
This is a messenger RNA of Strongyloides ratti, 399 nucleotides long. RefSeq names its product Trafficking protein particle complex subunit 1. The transcript is spliced from 2 exons. The record is from RefSeq and is a predicted model, not a curated record. NCBI's taxonomy places the organism in Eukaryota, Metazoa, Nematoda, Chromadorea, Rhabditida, Strongyloididae. Gene Ontology annotation, biological process: endoplasmic reticulum to Golgi vesicle-mediated transport. Gene Ontology annotation, cellular component: TRAPP complex. Bases 1 to 399 code for a protein of 132 amino acids.